This is a messenger RNA of Puccinia triticina, 951 nucleotides long. RefSeq lists its product as uncharacterized. NCBI's taxonomy places the organism in Eukaryota, Fungi, Basidiomycota, Pucciniomycetes, Pucciniales, Pucciniaceae. The record is from RefSeq and is a predicted model, not a curated record. The coding region runs from base 1 to 951 and encodes 316 amino acids. The transcript has 2 exons.
AUGAGGAUAACUACUGCCCCUUCUCAUUGUCUUUCCACCUCUACUUCCCAACCCGGCCAAAGCAGUUUGAAUGUUCUGAAGCGUCCCUCUGCCGCACAGCCCUCAUUCCAUAGUCAACCAUAUCAAACCCAGUCCAAUCCUCCUGAUGAUGCCGGUUCAAUGGCACAUUUCCGCAGAAUCACCAAGGAGAAACGGGUUAAGCCAUCCAACUAUGGCCCAAGUGCCAAGCGCGGUAAAACCACUGCCAGCUCCCAAGCUGCAGAAACCUCAGUAAAGCAUCAUGCCUUUGGUUUUCUCUUGUAUGAAUCCAACGAGCUUGUAGUUAAUACCGGAAUCCAUCCAAUGAAGCUCCCUUGCGAUAUCAACAACCCAAACCUCUACAACGACCUCUGCACCCAACUCUGGGCCUUUUUUUCGCUUCAGCUCACUGCUAAAACAGACAUAACAGCACUUCCCCCCAACCCAGAAGAUUUCCUUUGCCUUUGCGAUGGAGAAUCCCGACUUCCAGACCAAGAGACUCUAAUUGGUGUCCUCAAAGAAGCUAAAGGGAGGAAAACUGCCCACAUCAAUCUUGCAUACGAUCACCCGUCCCCGACAACUCACUCCAAUUCUGACAAAUCUGCUUCCCCAAAGAGAUACACCACCCAAAGCUCAAAUGUGAAGACAACAACCAAGUCUGCUGGCCCCAGCCAAGUGAAACCAAGCAAAAAGAAAUCUCCAUGGGCCCUUGGCCCAUUAGCUGGUACAAUGGUUGCUCGUGGAAGCCAAAGCCUUGCCACUAAGAUGGCCUUGUUGAGUAAACCUUUACCAUUAUACUUGGACAUUAAUCGUGAUGGUUGGAUGGUUGCACAACAACUCUUAUUCCAUGGAAUGGAUUCUGCCCAGCUUGCAACCGAACCCAUCUCCAUCAAAGUCAACAAAAACAAAGUGAUAGGCACGGGAGGAAUGUGA